AUGAGCGGUCGUAGAGGUAGCUAUCGAGAUGAUGAGAUACCAACGUUAUAUGUACGACAGGUACAUUACUCCGCUCGGCCUGAUGAUUUGCGUGCGUUAUUCGAACAGAUGGGACCUGUUCGUGAUGUCUAUAUUCCGUUGGAUUAUUACACACGUGAAUCACGAGGUUUUGCAUACGUAAAAUUUGAAUUUACGCGAGAUGCAGAAGAUGCUUUGAGGGAAUUGAAUGGCACAAGCAUUCUGGGAAGACGUAUCGAGGUUGAAUGGGCUGAAGGACAGCGAAAAACAAAAACAGAAAUGCGUGCAAGAGAUUCCUAUAAUUCAUAUCGUGUUCGAAAUCGCUACCGCAGUCGUUCACCGUAUAAGUCUGGACAUGACCGUUCACCACGACGUCGAUCACGUUCAAGACGUCAUUCACAUUCACGCUCAAAGCGACGUUCGCAUAAUUCACGACGACAUCGUUCAGAGUUGCGACGUCACCACAGCAGUGCGAGAUCGAGAAAUAGUAGGAGUACAAGAUCAUCUUCGUCUAGUGUUCGAAAAAAUCGCAGUAAAGGUCGGGAAAUACAGGGGUCAAAAUCUCCGCCUAUUCCUGGAUCUUUAUCACGUUCAUUAGAUGGAAUUAAGAAUCCAAGUGAUGAGGAGCAAGAUAUUGUCAUGAACGAACACAGUAUUUCAAAUCGACAAAUUGCUGAAGAACUUAGAGAACCAAUCAUCGAUGAACUGGAAAUAAGAAGUGAAGCUCGAGCUAGUGAUGUUGAAAUUGAUGAAAAACAAAUUCAGAAAUCCAUUCAGAAAAAUGGAAGUACUGUCUAUCUCGAGGACCAUGUUGGAGUGGAAAUUGACGGAAGCAAUACUUCAGCAACCGAAGAGGAAGAGGAAGAUAAAGCAGUCACGGAUAUUGAAGUAAUUGAUGAAAUUGUUGAGCAAAAUGGUAUUAUUUUUAAUGAUACGGUUGUUGAAAGUGAUUGUCUAAAUAAUAUUAACGUUCAGGAAUUACUAAUAGCUGAUACCACCACUUAA
This is a messenger RNA of Brugia malayi, 1023 nucleotides long. RefSeq names its product RNA recognition motif domain containing protein. The coding region runs from base 1 to 1023 and encodes 340 amino acids. Lineage: Eukaryota; Metazoa; Nematoda; Chromadorea; Rhabditida; Onchocercidae. The record is from RefSeq and is a predicted model, not a curated record. Gene Ontology annotation, molecular function: RNA binding. The transcript is spliced from 7 exons.